AUUUCUUUCCUUGCUUUAGGCUUUUUCAAAACCCUAGCAAGCUCUGAGCCUCACACCUUCUUCUUCACCAAACGGUGCCUCUGCUCCACUCUGACCCUCGAGCAACAUGGCACCUAAGAAGGAAAAGGCUCCUCCUCCGUCCUCGAAGCCAGCCAAAUCCGGCGGAGGAAAGCAGAAGAAGAAGAAAUGGAGCAAGGGAAAGCAAAAGGAGAAGGUGAACAACAUGGUUUUGUUUGAUCAGGGAACCUAUGACAAGCUCCUUGUGGAAGCUCCAAAGUACAAGCUUAUCACACCUUCCAUCUUGUCCGACAGAUUGAGGAUCAAUGGAUCAUUGGCACGCCGGGCAAUUAAGGAUCUGAUGGCAAGAGGUUCCAUUAGGCUGGUAUCUGCUCAUGCAAGCCAGCAGAUCUACACCAGGUCCACCAAUACUUGAACAUGAAGAGUGAGCGACAUAACAGUUUUCUGUUCAAGGAACUAGUGUCUCUUAUUAUGUUCUGGUAGCUACAUUUUGCUCGUUUUGUGCCGUAUGAGCACAGAUUUUUUGUUCAUGAUUAAAAUCCGUACUGCACCAUUAGUCAUUUUAAGUAGUUUAAAUUAUUGUAGGGUUUGCCUCUUCUCCCACAAGAGAAGAAUCCUUUUUUUCCCCUCCCCUGUCUUUUGUGGGGAAAAUAUUGAUGAGUUUAUCCUGGUAUUUGUUAUCACCUUAUACCAAUUUAAAUAUCAGUUUUUUUCUUUUUUUCU
Messenger RNA from Quercus lobata, 741 nucleotides. Its product is annotated as 40S ribosomal protein S25-like. NCBI's taxonomy places the organism in Eukaryota, Viridiplantae, Streptophyta, Magnoliopsida, Fagales, Fagaceae. The transcript is spliced from 4 exons. The record is from RefSeq and is a predicted model, not a curated record. Bases 107 to 433 code for a protein of 108 amino acids.